AAGGAAAAAUGAAACACAUUAUAAAACUUUUAUAAGUAACAUAUUUUAGACAUGCUUAAUACCGUUUUUUAGUGUAGAAAAAAGUUGUAACAUGGAAGAAAUUAACGAGUGGCAACAAAUCGAACAACACACAGUUCUCGAAUCCUCUGGAGUUGACGAUGGUGGUGACCGAUCAUCAUCUUCUUCUUCCACUCCCACCCAUCACGAAGAGGAUGGAAGUUCCGUUAGUGAUAGGGAGGCUGCUACGCCGUUAGAUUGGGCCAAUGAAGGGAAGAAGCUGCUGAAGCUGCGGCUCGAGGCUAUGAGAGUGAAGAUUGUGAGAGUAGCUUCCAAGGUUCGUAGUUGUGCAAUGUGUGCUGGGGCGUUUUGGUCAAUUACGUGUGUGGCCGGAGGUAUAGCAGCGACGGUGGUGUUGGUGUGGUGGAUUUAUUUCGGGAUUCAAAGGCGUCGCCGGAAGGUGGAUGGUUUGAAUGAUCUUCUUAGACAGAAAGAUGAGGUAUUCAUCCUUGACCAAUUUGUGUCUUAUCUUAUUCAAUGUGCGGGCUUCUCAAAUUUGCUUCUUGUAAGGAUCCAUUAUCAUGGAAGACAUUAAACCUAAAGUUCGAAAGACCGUGGGGGAUAACUCAUCAGUAUGGGUGGACAAUGAGACACUGGAUGCUGCCUUUGCUUUUGAAUACAAGGGUGGCCUAGGGACCUUUUGAAAGGGGGGUGAUUCUCCCUGAAGAAGAUAAGAAGAUUUGCAGCAAAUGUGACAUGUGCGUCGUUCCGAUUCGUGAGUGCUUGUUCUCUUUGAUAGGAUUUUGGCUUCCCUUAAAUGAUUUUGAGGUUGACAUGUUUAAUCAUUUAAUAAUCCCCCCAUCAAAACUACAUCGAGUGAGAUAAACCUACAUCAAGGUCUUCUAACAUUUUUGUGAAUAUAAGAAGGAUGUGCCGACCAUUCCACUCUUCUUUCAUAUCUUUAAAGCCCAACGCAACUUUGCUGAUUCGACGUGGGGUCAAGGUCUUAUAUCUCUCAGGUUAUGCACCAAGUUAUUUUAACUCUACUCAAAGAAUGUGAAAUACUUCAAAGAUUGUUACUUCUUGGCCACUCCCUUUAACGAGACGGUUCAUGCCGACCUGUGUACCAUAGAACUUGAGUCGCCGAACCAAUGUUUGGAUAAGUUCUUUAGGUUCUUGUGUUAGGUUAAUUUCUUGGCAGAUUGUGGUUAAUAUAUUUACAAGAUGGACAACUUGUCUCAAGAGGAAGUCUUCUUAAAAAGGAAAUUGGUUUAUUCUUCAGAGGAUAUGGGCUACUUUGACAGUGUAGUUCCUUAUGAUGUGAGGGUGAAGAAACAAGAGAAUUGGUGCAUAGAGAGGCGCUUGUUGGUGGACGUCGUGCCUCUUUCGAGUGGUAUAACCAAUACUUCAACUAUUGGGGAGGUCUAAACCAUGGGGGCCUUGUUGGAUUGGUCACCCUUUGCUCACCUUCUCCGACACAAUAAGAGGUUUGUGAUUCUCAUAUGAGGAUCAUAGUGGAAGAUGUUUUGUGCUCGUCGCCGCUUCUAUAGUGGGAAGCCCCGAUUGUGAGUCUUGAUUUUGAGGGGUCUGAGGAGGAACGAUCGCUUAUCUGCCGACAACAAACAAUUAAGCAAGACUUGGGGGAAUCUGGAUCUAUAGAAGGGACUACGCUAACCCUUCCCCCCUUCAUUCCUUGUUUGUACUGGUCCAAGCAUAGUUGACGAGAUCCGAGCCUUUAUUCCUGAAGACAACUACACAUAAUUUUCAAGCAAAGAUGAGGUUGUAUGCCAGAUGGAAUUAGUGGAUCUGGCUUAUUACACUUGUUAUAUGUCAGUUAUCUUGGAGUUUAGUAUUGUCGAGAGGGGAUAUGUCUUCUCACUCGGCCUUCUUUGAAGGGAAAAAGAAGUUCUUAAAAAACAUGCAAAUGCUUUUAUAAUUGAGCAAGGUUGGUACUUGAAAGAGCUUCAAGAGGAGUCUAGUAUGCUUUUAGGCAUAGGGGCCGCUGCAAAACCUUUUGAGUACCCUAGCAUGCUGGCUAAUAAUCCACUGUCACUUGUACAUGUUUUGAUGGGGGAAACCAAAGCUCUAGCUCUCAAUCAAGAGACACUUACCAGUUCGAGUCCGCUCUCGGUGGGGAAAAUAAGGCAUAAGAUUUUUCCCAGAAGACGUUCGAGGUGCUGAAAGAAUCUAUGAGAGAGGCUCAUGAAGGUUGGAAGAAGACUCAGGAGGACCUUAGGGAGAUGCAUCUUGAGAAUCAUUCUUUAGCUGAGUAUGUGAAGGCUACGAAGGACAAUUACUCUGGUGGGUAUGUGUCUUUCGAGAAUGCAUUGCAGCAAAUGAAACAUUUUUAUCCUAUGUUUUGCAAGAGCUAGUUCGCCCUGACAAUGAAAUAGUGAACGACUUACUGAUAUCUAUUAUUGACGAGUCGGAUACGUAAUCAUUAUCUUUAAACUUUAUUGUUCUUGCUUGGGAGUGUGCAUUUCAAUUUCUUUUACUUGUCAUUAUUUUAUAUGUUUUACAACAUUACUUAAACUCCCGAAUUUAUUUCUAUGGAAGAUAGUUUUUUGGAAAUUUGGUUAAACAUUUCUAAAAAUUGCGUUCGGCCAAAGGUCUAUAUUCCUCCCUUAAAAAUAUUCAAUAAUAUUUAUUUUUAAUCAACAUAAAUAUCUCUAUUGAAUACUUAAACAAUGAGAAAUUGCAAAAAAGUAGUAACAUGUUACAUUUCGGCUAAAAUAUCUUAAUAUUAUAUUACUAAAAAGAAUUAAUUUAACCAAUAUUUAAAAAAUGUGAAGAUAAAUUCAACACAUUUUAUUUUCCAAUAAUCAAGUGUGUAUUGUUAUUCCUUGAAUAUCAUCAAUUUGGACCAUUAUUUUAUUUAACACAUUUUGUUG
Messenger RNA from Vicia villosa (hairy vetch), 2888 nucleotides. RefSeq lists its product as uncharacterized. The transcript is spliced from 3 exons. Bases 92 to 592 code for a protein of 166 amino acids. The record is from RefSeq and is a predicted model, not a curated record. NCBI's taxonomy places the organism in Eukaryota, Viridiplantae, Streptophyta, Magnoliopsida, Fabales, Fabaceae.